UCGGCGAGAAAGAGGAUGUGCUCUCGGAUCACAACACAACCCUCGUCUGAACGAGCAUCGAGCAAAACAUCGUCCCCGACCCACCCCUCCAACGAGCCGACUGCCAACAUGAAGAUGGUCAGUGCGGCCGACAGCCCAGGCGGCUCGGUGCAGAUCGGAAGCACAUGUGGCUAACAUGGUAUUCCCUGCCACAGCUUAAUGAGAGUGAGGAGACCGAUGUCGAGGUCACUUGGGAGGAUCAGGAGAAGAUCAACACCUUCAGCAAGCUGAACUCUCGGCUCCAGGACCUUGAGGAGAAUUACGAGGAAAAGAAGAAGGAGAAGGAGUACCUCGAGGAUCUAGCCAGCGAGCUGGAGCUUGCCGACGAAGACGAGCUGGUCAAGUUCAGAAUCGGCGACUCUUUCUUCUCGAUCCGGCUCGACGAAGCCCAGGAGAGAAUCGAGAGCCAAGGCGCCGAGCUCGAGACAGAUCUGAAGGCGAUCCGGGACGAGCUGGAAGGAAUAGAGUCCAAGAUGACGGAUCUGAAGGCCCUGCUGUACGCCAAGUUUGGCAAAUCGAUCAACCUCGAACGCUAGCUCUGCAAGAAAUAAAGCCUCCGUCGUUACCCUCGCGCAA
Polychytrium aggregatum is the source of this 615-nucleotide messenger RNA. Its product is annotated as Prefoldin subunit-domain-containing protein. The record is from RefSeq and is a predicted model, not a curated record. The transcript has 3 exons. Gene Ontology annotation, cellular component: cytoplasm; prefoldin complex. Lineage: Eukaryota; Fungi; Chytridiomycota; Chytridiomycetes; Polychytriales. The coding region runs from base 165 to 575 and encodes 136 amino acids. Gene Ontology annotation, biological process: protein folding.